AUGAUAUUAAAUAGAUUAUCAAAGGUAUUACCUCUUAAUACUAAUAAUGUUAAUAAUACUUUUUUAAGAUAUUAUUCAACAAAGAGUAAUAGUACUGGUAUCGUUGCAAAGGAAGAAGGUACAGUUGGUACAUUUGAAUAUAGAGUUAAAUUCUUUAAAGACUCUAAACAAAUAUCACCAUGGCAUGAAGUACCUUUGCAUUCAACAAGCUCAAUCUCGUCUCUUUCAUCAUCAUCAUCACCAUUAUUAUUCAACUUUAUCAAUGAAAUGCCAAAGAAUAGUAAUGCAAAGAUGGAAGUUAAUACAAAGGAACAAUACAACCCAAUCAAACAAGAUAUCAAGAAACAACAACUACGAUACAUCAAACAUGGUAAUCUUUUAUUUAAUUAUGGAUGUCUACCACAAACAUGGGAGAAUCCAAAUACCAAUGAUACUCUUACCAAUAUGCCAGGUGACAAUGAUCCAUUGGAUGUCGUAGAGGUUGGAUCUAGUGUUUUGGCUCGAGGUGAAAUCACUCCCGUCAAAGUAUUGGGUGCUUUGGCACUUAUUGAUGAAGGUGAAACUGAUUGGAAAGUAAUUGCAAUCAAUAUAAAUGAUGAAAAUGCUUCAAAAAUUAAUAAUUUAAAUGAAUUGGAAAAGGUAUUACCUGGAACAGUUGAUAAAAUUAGAACUUGGUAUAAAGUUUAUAAAGUGGCAGAAGGUAAAGGUGAGAAUGAAUAUGCUCUCAAUGGACAACCAAUCGAUCAUAAUCAAACCAUUAAAGUCAUUGAAGAAACUCAUCAUGCUUGGAAAUCAUUAAUUAAUGGUAAUACAUUAUUUACUCUUUAA
Molecule: messenger RNA, 828 nt
Organism: Cavenderia fasciculata
Lineage: Eukaryota; Evosea; Eumycetozoa; Acytosteliales; Cavenderiaceae
Exons: 2
Coding region: 1-828 (275 amino acids)
Biological process (GO): phosphate-containing compound metabolic process
Cellular component (GO): cytoplasm
Molecular function (GO): magnesium ion binding; inorganic diphosphate phosphatase activity
Source: RefSeq, a predicted model, not a curated record